Molecule: messenger RNA, 6998 nt
Organism: Aedes albopictus (Asian tiger mosquito)
Lineage: Eukaryota; Metazoa; Arthropoda; Insecta; Diptera; Culicidae
Gene: f
Exons: 15
Coding region: 1690-6090 (1466 amino acids)
Biological process (GO): actin filament bundle assembly
Cellular component (GO): cytoplasm
Molecular function (GO): actin filament binding
Source: RefSeq, a predicted model, not a curated record
CAUCGCAGGCCCUCAAUUGUAUUCCCUGUGAAAAGCUUCUUGUUCAAUAUUCUCUGCUUCUCCAAGACCAAGGCCGAAAGCCCCCGACCAACCGAAUCGAAAUGAACACCACGCAGCUGGCAAAGAAAGCUUUUCAUAGGGCCCGUCCCGUAUGUUUUCAUCCACACGUGAGCGUCCGCGAAACUCGAAAAGAGAAAGAGCACGAUCGGGAGCCCCGCCGAAGGUUUACCGCGUCUACCGUUCUGUCCGGCUCGGCUGCAUUGGGCAGGCAGGUUGAAUCAACCAGCCCAACCUAGGCUUUGUUUACAACUGCACAGCCACGCGCGUUUAUUGUGCUCCGUCUCGCGCGAUCGUCAACAUCGUGCAGCACCGCCGCGCGAUCGUGUCGUCUUACCGAUGUUCUUUUCGCGUCUUGUAGGUAUUGUUUCCGAUCCCGACAUUUGGACAGUAUUUUCGGUUUCUAUUCAUCCGUCGCGUUCUUCCGUUGUUCCCCGUCCGUCCGUGCGGCGUCAAAAUACCUAAUCGUUUUGGAAGUGUGUUUUGUAUUUCUUUCACCUUUCGCGAUCACACGCGAUUACGAUCGUGAUCUGGGCUCUCCGGUUGGUUGGUAGGUAAAGGUACUUUUCCCGCUCGACACCAAUUGUUUAAUUAUGCUCGCGCGACGGAUGUGAACUUUCGGAUGCCGGGCCUGGCUGGCUGGCAGGCAGUUAUUGCCAUCAUUAGAGCAUCUCGCGAAUCGUGUGAUAGUGGAGUUGCGUGACGGUGUUGUGAUACAGAGUGAGCCAACGCGGCUAAUAUCUUCCAGGCUAUGCGUACCACUGCAGGCUAAUGAAUGAAAAGCUUAUUAUAGCAUAAGUGACGUGAUUUUCUGAAUUGAAAGGAGUUACACCUGCGAAAGUCAGUGUCUCAACCAGGUGAUGCAAAUGUGAACGAGAAAAAAGAUCGAAGAAUUAUCUCAUAGUUUGUGCGAUAGUGCCGUGCCUCAAAACAAGAAGAAUCGUUGCAAAUUAGCCAAAAUCAAGAGUGACGAAUGCUAAUUCUGUGUUUGUUCGUGCUGAGACGGGGGAACCGAAAUUCGGUGUGAAAUCACUACGAAGACGAAGACCAUUCCAUUGUGAGCAGCUGGAUGCGGAGAAAAUCGAUCACGGCGUCGCUUGAAUGGAUUUAGUUUUUAGAUGCAGCAAACUGGAUCCAGUCAAUGGGAAAGCAGCGUUAGGCAGAUUCUGAUGUGCAAUAAAAUCAGCGAAUCUGAGAACGUGCUGCGGUCAUUGAAAAUGAAAACAAAUUAGGUGCGAUAAAAAGGUGAAAGAACUUCAAGCCGCAUCGCCAUGCCCGGACCCAGUGCGCAACAAGUGGAAUAACGCCCUUACAGCGAGCAACAAUAAUAGCUACAACAACAGCACCAACAAUCGCGAUGUCAGCUGUUGGGCGUGAGAGAGCGAAUCUCAGCGGAAUUGGAAACAUCAGCAGCAGCAGCAUCAUCAUCACCAGCCACAUCCAGAUCAACGGCCGGCACCGGCAACCUCAAUGCAAACUGUGAAAUGUGACAAAUUGCGAUUCAGCUGGAGGUUCUUCGGAAACAAGUUCACGUUUUGUUUCGUCUGCUGCAGUGCAUUUCUUCGGCUGUCUGUAGCUGUUUUUUUGUGUGUGUUAUGAGUCGUCAUCGAGACCAAAGAAACUGUAGCAAUAAUGUUCGACGAUAUUAAAAUGUGCCUGUUGGAUCUGAUCAAGGUCAGCCCCAAGUCGAAAAAGUCCCUCAAAGACAUGUCGGCGGGCUACUCGGCAGACUUUAUGAAAAAGUACAACGACAUCAACAUCAUUCACUUCAACGAGAACAUGUCGAUGGUCAACAAGCUGGACAAUAUUCGAUUCUCACCGUCGAACUACACCAACCUGUUCAAGACGAACCCGCUGCUCGAGGGCAAACGGAAUAAAUCGUUCCGCGAGUGGGGCGUGGAAAGUGCCAGUUUUGAAUUUUCCUCGGAUGAUCGUGACACGCUAACGAUGACGAGCUGCUCGCACUACUCGACCGAGGCCACCGAGCAUUACAAUUUGCUGAGGUCGGUGUCGCAGCACAGCCGCGAUGAACGCUCCCGGGGGGAGCUUUCGGACUGUGACGGAGGUGCUGGUGCGGAUCUCGACGACGACGACGACGACGAUGAUGAAGACGAUGAUGAUGGAAUCAUCAUUAACCAUAUGAGCUUGGAGGAUUGCUUUGCCGGUGGGCUGGUAUCGCAGUUGGAUUCAUUCUGCACGCUUUGCACCUCAUCGUUUAGCUUUAGCAACUGCAAUAACUGCGAGAAAUCUGGCUGCGGAUCGAAGUGUAGCGGAGACGAAAGCACAAUUGGUGAAGCAGAAGCUGGCUGCGUUUGCCUCGCGAAGCACGGGGUGACAGUGGGGUGCUCCGGGUAUAACGAGUCCAGAUACCUGUCACAUCUGGACUCGUCCCAUGCACAGAUGAUGCCGCCGAUGGAACGGCCGGCGGGUGGAGCCCUGGCGCUCCACUACGCGGCCGCCCGCGGUUGCCUCGACUGUGUACGACUUCUGGUGGAAGCGGCGCCCGACAUCAGCGCCAACACCCAGAUGGACAACGACGUAACCCCGGUCUACUUGGCGGCUCAGGAGGGACAUCUUGAGGUGCUUAAAUUUCUAGUCCUGGAAGCCGGCGGGUCGCUGUAUGUGCGCGCCCGCGAUGGCAUGGCUCCGAUCCAUGCGGCCUCCCAGAUGGGAUGCCUGGACUGUUUGAAAUGGAUGGUCGAAGAUCAAGGUGUCGAUCCUAAUCUCCGUGACGGCGAUGGUGCCACUCCGCUUCACUUUGCCGCUUCCCGUGGACACCUAACCGCAGUGCGAUGGCUGCUGAGCCACGGUGCCAAACUGUCCCUGGAUAAGUACGGUAAAAGCCCCAUCAACGAUGCUGCCGAAAAUCAACAGGUCGAGUGCCUGAAUGCACUGGUCCAGCACGGUAACCGAGAACCCGAUUACGUCGAAUCGAAACAAAUCAAACAAUCACAGCAGACCCGACACGCGGAAAUUUAUGGCUCGCAACAACAGUUAGCGGUUGCAACCCCACCACAGCAGCAGAAACGGAUAUCGAAGAAGCACUCGAGCAGCCAUCACUACUACAACAAGAACAAAUCAUCGUCGCACCACAAUACGAUGAUGUCCAAGUCGUCCUCUGGCAGUUCAGACUCGGAACCCUUCUAUCUUCACCCACCGACGAUUAGGCAAACCAAGGACGGUUUAUACACACGCCAGUCGCCAGAUAGCUAUUACGGAACAGUGCCACCGAACGACGGAGUCUACAUUAAUCCGAUGCGGAACGGUUCGACGACACCUCCCAGCCCGAGCGGCAGUGUUUCGGGGGAAUCUUUCUUCCUGCACGAUCCCCAGGAGGUCAUCUACAACCGGGUGAAGGAUCUGUUCGAUUCCGAUCUGAGCAGCACCAAGGACGAACGCACCACCAGCAACUCCAGAGCAAUGACAGUUCAAGUUGAAGUCCACUCCAGCAGUAGUGGGGCCGCCAGUGGUUCCGACGAGGAUCUAUCCGUGUCCUCGUCCAAUUCCGGUGUCGAACGAAAACCUCCCGAACUAAAACGAACAAACUCCAAAUCUACGCAUGACCACGACUACGAAGACAUCUACUUGGUCCGCGAGGAAGCUCGCUAUGGCACGAAGACGCGAACGGGAGCCGGCCGAAGUAGGUCCCGGGACAGUGGUUCCCACAGUCGAUCGGCCAGCGCGAGCUCAAACCGAAGCAACGACAUCAUCAUGCAGCUUACCAAUCAGACCGUAAGCAAUAAGGAACAAAUGCUGAUCAACAAACGAAACAACCUUUACGAACAACAGAACAAACAUCGAUACGAUGUACCGAAGAACUACAAAACGACGAACCUUAGCAAAGCUAACAAAACUGCCAGCCAUCAUCAGUCGAACCGAGAACUGAACCUAGCCGCGUCACGCAAUGAUAACGCCUACGAAAGUGUUUGCUCGCCGGAAGAUACGCACGAGCGAACGAAGCUUGCCCAGCGCCACUCCCUGCCGCACGGCAGCGCUGUGGUGAGCGGUAACAGCAACGCCAACAACGCCAGCGGUGGAAAGCAGGUGAAACGCAGUGGGUCGAUGAAAGGAAACGAAAAUAAAGCAGUGGGACCCCCACCGCCACCGUUGCCACCACCGUUGAAGGCCCCGUCGUCGUCGUCGUCAUCAUCGUCACAGCCGACUCACUACGGGCCCGGCAGUCAGACCAAGUCCGGCUCGAUGACGAACGGUAAUAAUUUCUAUCUGCACAAGCACAUCAACAGUAACGGCGGCGGCGUCGGUUCGCAACAAAACGCGAUGAUAUUCAACACCACGGGAGCCACCUCGAGCUCAUCGUCGGGUCAACAGCAGAACGCUCAGCAUGACUACUACAACCAGCUUCCGCAGCAACAGCAGCUGGUGCAGCACCAGAACGGCGAAGGUCCCGAUUCUGACUCCGGCCUUGAGGUGGUCGAGGAGUCCACCCUGAAGCCGUCGGAUCUAAUUCGUGGAAACCACAAUCGAAGCAUGUCCAUCAUUUCAGCGAACAAGAAAGCCAAACUCAUCACCGGCGGCAGCAACGGAAACGGCAUCGUCAGCCCCACGGCCAGCAAUGGUAGCUCUGCCAAGGCGGGAGCGGUAGUCGACGAUCAGUACUACGGCCAGCAACAGCUCUAUCAGUCGCGCUCGAACUCCGCUCUGUCGUCGUCCAGUCACGGUCCGAAUCUGGUUAACAAACAGCUCGUACUGCCAUUCGUCCCGCCGGCCUUCCCGAACGGAUCAGCCGACGGUUCCAACCAUCUCAUUAAACCGUCCGAGUAUCUCAAGAGCAUCAGUGACAAACGGUCCAACGCUGGCUCGCAGAGAUCUUCCGACACCGAAGACUAUAUGCCAUUGAACGCAUCCAUCACGGUACAGACGGGACCGGAACCGCCAAAGCCACCUCCGCCCCCACCCGCUCCACCGAUGUUGUUCCCACUCAACGGCGGCACCAUCAACAGUAGCAAAACGAACACCAUCGCCAAUAAAGACGGCAGUCAGACCGGAACGAACAAAAGCACCAACGGCAACAUUCCUCCACCACCCCCACCGCAGGAUUCAACGAUACGAAAGCAGCAGCAACCGCUGUCGGCCAUCUCGAUUCAAGACUUGAACAGUGUGCAGCUCCGACGUACCGAUAAAAUGCUCUCGAAGACAUUCUCAGCCCCCACGCGCAGCAUGAGUAUGCAGUGCCUGUCUUCAACCAACGAACAGUUCCUCUCGCAAAAGACAGACCUGAUUGCCGAACUAAAGAUGUCGAAGGAUAUCGCUGGAGUGAAGAAGAUGAAAGUCGAACGGGCCAAACUGGAGGAUAAACAAGCUACCGAGGUAUAUUCUGAAGUUACUCGACAAUUUACAGCCGCAAACUAUGUGGAUCAGUUAUUACAGGUACCGGAUCGUGAUCACCAGGGAAAUCUGAUUCCCGACUGGAAGCGCCAGAUGCUGGCCAAGAAGGCAGCCGAAAAGGCGAAGAAAGAAUUCGAAGAUCGACUGGCACGGGAGGCGGAGGAUCGCCGGCUGUCGGCGAUACCCAAGUGGAAGCGUGACCUGAUGGCCCGGAAGGAGGAGGCCGAAAACAAGCUCAAAUCCUCAAUCUACACCCCUCGCGUGGAAGAAACUCACCGACGCACGACGGACACAUGGCGCUCGCGAAUGUCCCAACGGGCCAUGUCGAUCGAUAACAUCAGUUUCACAUCCCAGCACGAAGAUUCGGUUGCAUCACGGUUCAACAAGGAGAACACCCUCAACCAUCAACACAAUGGCAGUGGUAACCAUCAUAAUGGCAACAGCAACGGCCACCAUGCCAAUGGAAAUAGUAACAACAGCCACAACAGCAGCAACACCAACAUCAACGGGAAUGGAAGCAACCAUCACAGCACCCGUAGCUCAAUGGAGAACAUCAACAAUAAGAACGAUUACCAUCACCCCAGCUCGAACCAAAAUGGUAACGAUGAUGAUGACGAUAGCGAACAGAUCAUUCCUUGGCGAGCACAUUUGCGGAAAACUAACAGUCGCCUUAGCUUGAUUGGCUAGAGCUAGCUUCUAAGACCCUUCGGUGGUAACUAGAAAUAGCUUAUUGUAUAAAGGUUUAUCAAGAAUACUGUCAAUGCAUAUUAUAUUUUAGCUUAGUUCAGUAUAGCAGAAAGCUGCAAAAAUCACCUAAUUUUAUCUUUCGAUUACAUUAUUUAAUUACGAAAAUACUGCUUAUAAACAAAAGAAAAGACCAACCUGAAGAGACGGGCUUAAUUGUAAACAUAAAUCAAAGAUUUCGUUGCAAUAUUAUUCUAAGGUUACUGUUAAUGCAAGUAGCGACGAAUGAAAUGGGCAAGGAGAUAUGAAUUCAUAGAAAGAUGAGGAUAGGAACGAUGUUAAAUAUAUGUAACUCGAAGAAGACAAGAAACUGCAUUGUGAUUAUUGUUAUCAAUCUCUAAAACAAAUAAAUUUAGAUCUAUCUACUAAUAAAUCGAACAAAAAAAAAACUACUGCCAAUGCAUAACUGUCCCGUUAUGAGGUUUCCUAAGUUUCAAUAUUGCUUGUGUGAGAUACCUUCAAGCAUCCAAUAUCCAAAACAAACGGCAUAAUCUACCAGCAAUCUGAGCGAGCAGUCCACAUAUCCCUUCCGCAAAUAUUACGAAGCAAGCAUGAAUGUACUGUACACCAUUAUCCAUCGAAUCGAAUUAUCAGUUAGCAGAACAAAAUAAAUACAAUUGUAUAACACUUACAUUACAUAACGCAACCUACGCAAUAUUCAACGUAAUAACAUUGUAACGGGAUUUGAAACGACAUUCCAUUUUAGAGCUGCAUUAGGUAUAAAUUUCAUUUUCGUUGAAUAGUUAUAAAUAAACGUUUAUCAAACAGUGCUGGCUCCGCUGUCCUGGUCCGAACACUCCAUUGCAUUGUUCGUAUUGCAUUUUGCAUAAAAUUUGUUGAUUAUUCUCCUA